Solanum tuberosum (potato) is the source of this 798-nucleotide messenger RNA. RefSeq lists its product as uncharacterized. The record is from RefSeq and is a predicted model, not a curated record. Gene Ontology annotation, molecular function: protein dimerization activity. Bases 1 to 798 code for a protein of 265 amino acids. Lineage: Eukaryota; Viridiplantae; Streptophyta; Magnoliopsida; Solanales; Solanaceae. The transcript has a single exon.
AUGGAUCAAGAUAUUGUCAAUGCUAUGGGAUUUCUUGCUCUUACAAAGCAAAGAUUACAAAAUAUGAGGGAUAAUGAAUUCGAAUCAUUAAUGGAUGAUGUCUCUUCUUUUGGUGAUAAACAUGAUAUAGUCAUUCCGGAGAUGGAUGCUAGCUACUUUCCUGGGAAGUCAAAGCGUAAAGCUCUUGAUGUUACAUAUUCUCAUCAUUUGUGUGUUGAAAUAUUUUAUGCUAUUAUUGAUUUGCAUCUUCAAGAGCUUAAUAAUCGUUUUGAUGCUGUGAGUACAGACUUACUUCUCGGUAUGGCUAGUUUGAAUCUAGUUAAUUCAUUUGGUAGUUUUGAUAAGGGCAAGAAAAUGAGGUUGGCUGAAUAUUAUAUGAAUGAGUUUGACAACAACAAGCUUCAGGAUCUUAGUUUUCAGCUUGAUAGCUUUAUAGUUUAUGUCUGUGGUUCUGACAAGAGGUUCUUCAACUUGAAAGGAAUUAGUGAUCUUGCUAAAGUAUUGGUCAAGUCAGAUUUGCAUCAAAUUUGGCCACUUGUUUAUUUGCUUAUCAAGUUGACUCUCAUUCUUCCCGUUGCUACUGCUUCUGUGGAACGAGCUUUCUCAUCCAUGAAGUAUAUUAAAAAUGAACUUCGCAAUAGUAUUGGUGAUGAAUUUUUGAAUGGUUGUUUAGUUUGCUAUGUAGAGCGUAAGAUAUUCGCAAAUGUAAGCAAUGAUGCUAUUAAUUUAUCGUUUUCAACAUAUGAAAAGUCGUCGAGCACAAUUAUAACUUUUAAGACUAGAAGUCUCUUUUUGUAA